Aspergillus oryzae RIB40 is the source of this 324-nucleotide messenger RNA. RefSeq lists its product as uncharacterized. The record is from RefSeq and is a predicted model, not a curated record. Bases 1 to 324 code for a protein of 107 amino acids. Lineage: Eukaryota; Fungi; Ascomycota; Eurotiomycetes; Eurotiales; Aspergillaceae. The transcript has 2 exons.
AUGGUUGGCCCUGACAGCUCAGACCAUGUCCGUGAUAGCUCCAAGAUCCUCGGUAGAAGCGCAGGAGCUAAUGACGGACUAGAGCUGCGCCAAGGGCCAUGGUCCUUGUCCCAUGAUACAUACCCAUUGACGCAGGUCCACUCGUCGCUUCUCUUCGAUCCCUGUGAUGAUCGCUUUCCUUUCUUCGAGGUUUGUAUCUUGGAAAGAGAUAUGUGCGGUAAGGGGUUUCCUGGACUGUUGCCCGACCACGUGACCGAUAUCGGGCCAGGAAGUCCUCAUGUGACGCUGUCGGAGUUCCUGCGACGACCAAGUCCGCCGUGGUAA